AUGUUCCAGGGUGCAAUACCCCAGGAGUUCUCAAAAGAUGAAGUUCUGCAUGCUGUUGCAGAGUUUGUCAUAUGUGAUGACCAAUCUCUAGCUGUAGUCAACAAAGCCAGUUUUAGAAACUGUUUGGUCACAAUGCGGCCGGCUGCCACUAAGGUUGAUAUUCCCUCAAUGCACAAUGUUACCAACUACAUACACAAUUCCUUUGUGAAGUUCUUUUCGAAGUUCAAGCUAGAUAUACAGGUAAGGAUUGUUUGUAUCUGUGGGCAGCGCCGCACUACACUGGCUGAAGCUGACUACUAUAUAUAA
This is a messenger RNA of Suillus paluster, 306 nucleotides long. RefSeq lists its product as uncharacterized. The transcript is spliced from 2 exons. Lineage: Eukaryota; Fungi; Basidiomycota; Agaricomycetes; Boletales; Suillaceae. The record is from RefSeq and is a predicted model, not a curated record. Bases 1 to 306 code for a protein of 101 amino acids.